AUGUCAAAUGUUCUUCACACGGAGCUGCAACAGAAGCUGAGCCAGGCGAGUUUGCGAAUAAGCGGCUGGCUGGGCGGCGAGGGCGGCGAGAAGUCCACGGCGAGUGUUUUCGAGCAGUUGCCGGUGAUCAAGCCGGGUGCAGGGCUGGACCUGUCAACAGAGAGUUCCAAGAUCGGGGACUUUACGUCGGGCAAGAGCGGUCGGAAGGCGAACCCUGCGCAGCGGAACCAGUCGCGAUCGUUGCAGGCGCUGGAAAAUAGACUCAGGAACGAAAAUAGAACAAAGGCACGCAGAAAGGUGGAAAAGCCCAGAAAAGAGACGAAAAAAACCAGCGUUGCCGCGGCCAUAGACUCCGACUCGGAGGACGAGUUGGAGUCGUACGACCGUUUGUCCCCCUUGGGAGGGUCCAGUUGUUUCAGCUGGGAGUGGGACUCAGCAUUGAGGAGGUCGGAGAUGGAGGAGUUGCGGCCGACGGUGGACUGGCCGGACUGGGAGUUCAUGGCGAAGGCAAGGCUGGAGCUGGGCCCGGCGAUGGAGGAGCCCACGGAGGUGCGACUGAAGAUCGAGCUGGAGCCCACGGUGGACGCAGAGGAGAUGGAGUUGAGGUUGUGA
Molecule: messenger RNA, 612 nt
Organism: Ogataea philodendri
Lineage: Eukaryota; Fungi; Ascomycota; Pichiomycetes; Pichiales; Pichiaceae
Exons: 2
Coding region: 1-612 (203 amino acids)
Source: RefSeq, a predicted model, not a curated record